Messenger RNA from Triticum urartu, 750 nucleotides. Lineage: Eukaryota; Viridiplantae; Streptophyta; Magnoliopsida; Poales; Poaceae. The record is from RefSeq and is a predicted model, not a curated record.
AUGGAUGCCUUCUACUCGACCUCAUCGGCAGCGGCGGCGGCCGAUUGGUGUUACGACUCACUCAACAAGUUCCGCGAGAUCUCGCCCGCCGUGCGGUCGCACCUCAAGCUCGUUUACCGGACCGUAUGUUUUGCCCUGGUCUCGUCCGCUGUGGGUGCUUACCUGCACGUUGCCCUCAAUAUCGGCGGGAUGCUGACAAUGCUCGCGUGCAUGGGAAACAUUGUCUUGGCUGCCAUAAUAUGGCUGUUGCUCUGCGCAACCAGCAUCCUUGUGACAGGGUUUGUUGGAAUUGCCAUUGCAUUAGGGUGCUUCUCUUGCGUCACCAACAUUGCCAAGCGCAAUGUCACCAGCAUUGCCAAGCGCAGUGAGUACAUGUUCCUCCGUGCUCUGCUCUCCUCUGACCUGUCGGUCCUGCUCUGGCUGCAGUUGGCCACAUCCAUCUUUGGCCUCUUGACUAGCAGCUUCAUGGUUGAGGUCUAUGCUGGCAUCUUGAUCUUCGUGGGAUACAUGGUGUACGACAUGCAUCAGAUCGUUGAGAGGGCACACCGCGGUGACAUGGACUACAUUGGACACGCGCUCACCCUCUUCACCGACAUCACUGCCAUCCUUGACCGGAUCUUUAUCAUCAUGAAUGCAGGCGACAAGUCCGAGGACAACAAGAGAAAGAGGAGCACGUUGCAGCCCAACAAAGCAUGCAUGUCGGCAAGGAGUUGUGAUUUUUCUAGACAUACUUCUAGUGAGUUGUAUUGA